AUGACAGCGUUACUGCAAACGGAUUUGCCAGACCUCCAUCUACUUUCAAGAGGAAAGGUCCGCGAUGUCUAUGCAACUUCGUCGCCUGAUCAUCUAUUGUUUGUCGCAACCGACCGGAUAUCGGUGUACGAUGUUAUCCUGAACAGUGGUAUCCCAGACAAGGGUAAACUCCUCACAAGCAUCUCGCUAUUUUGGUUCGAGAAGCUGAAGGAUAUCAUUCCUAACCAUCUGGUCACCGUCAACAUCGAUGAGAUGCCGGAAGAAGUCCGGCAAUACCGCGAGCAACUCGAGGGCCGCACUAUGCUUGUAAGAAAGGCGAGAAUAGUGCCAAUGGAAGCAAUCGUCAGGGGGUACAUCACUGGAUCCGCCUGGGCAGAGUACCAGAAGUCGCAAACGGUAUGCAGUAUUCCUAUACCAGCGAAGAUGGAAGAAUCCCAGAAGUUCCCCACACCGAUCUUCACUCCAUCCACAAAGGCUGAGCAAGGCGCUCAUGACGAGAAUAUCUCGCCUGAAAAAGGUACCGUUGUUGGGAAAGCUUCUUUAAAGUCACUCAUGCCCACUAUAUCAGCUGCUCAACUCAUUGGACAAGAUCUAUUCGACCGUAUCCAAACUGCCUCUUUGCAGCUCUACACGGCCGCUACUGAAUACGCAGAAUCAUGUGGACUCAUCCUCGCUGACACGAAGUUUGAAUUCGGUCUUGUUCCCUCUGCUUCUGGUGGGCAAGACGAGCUCAUCCUUGUGGACGAAGUCCUUACGCCUGACUCGUCACGAUACUGGCCCCGAGACCAAUAUGAACCUGGCAAAGGCCAGCCAAGCUUUGACAAGCAGUAUGUCAGAAAUGCAUUGACUGCCGCUGGAUAUAGAAAAGGAUUAGAGAGUGGACCAAACGGAAACGGUGAGGGUUGGGCAAUUGACGAUACCGUCAUCGAAGGAACUCGAAAAAGGUACAAAGAAGCCGAGCAAAUGCUCAAGUCGUCACACUCUUAG
Suillus paluster is the source of this 987-nucleotide messenger RNA. RefSeq lists its product as uncharacterized. Bases 1 to 987 code for a protein of 328 amino acids. Gene Ontology annotation, biological process: 'de novo' IMP biosynthetic process. Gene Ontology annotation, cellular component: cytoplasm. NCBI's taxonomy places the organism in Eukaryota, Fungi, Basidiomycota, Agaricomycetes, Boletales, Suillaceae. The record is from RefSeq and is a predicted model, not a curated record. The transcript has 3 exons. Gene Ontology annotation, molecular function: phosphoribosylaminoimidazolesuccinocarboxamide synthase activity.